Molecule: messenger RNA, 794 nt
Organism: Euleptes europaea (tarantolino)
Lineage: Eukaryota; Metazoa; Chordata; Lepidosauria; Squamata; Sphaerodactylidae
Product: glutathione S-transferase 3-like
Exons: 6
Coding region: 18-707 (229 amino acids)
Biological process (GO): xenobiotic metabolic process; glutathione metabolic process
Molecular function (GO): glutathione transferase activity
Source: RefSeq, a predicted model, not a curated record
ACCAAGAUCGUGACAUUAUGGCAGGAAAGCCUAAGCUGUACUACUUCGAUGGACGAGGCAAGAUGGAACCGAUAAGAUGGCUGUUAGCUGCUGCUGGUGUAGAGUUUGAAGAGGAAUUUAUGGAGACCCGAGAACAAUACGAGAAGCUUCAACAAGAUGGGGACCUCCUGUUUCAGCAACUGCCGAUGGUGGAAAUCGAUGGGAUGAAGAUGGUGCAGACUCGAGCCAUUCUCCACUACGUUGCAGCCAAGCACAAUCUCUACGGAAAGGACCUGAAGGAGCGAGCCCUAAUUGACAUGUAUGUGGAAGGAACAACUGAUCUAAUGGGUCUAAUUUUGCUGUACCCUUUUUUAUCGCCUGAGGAUAAGAAAAAACAGCUUGCCACAAUCACUGAGAAAGCAACUAAAAGAUAUUUUCCAGUGUAUGAAAAGGUGUUGAAAGAUCAUGGGCAGGAUUUUCUUGUUGGCAACCAGUUCAGCUGGGCAGACAUACACCUCCUUGAAGCUAUUUUAAUGGUAGAGGAAAAAGCUUGUGACAUCCUCUCGGAAUUCCCCCAGUUGCAGGUUUUUAAAGCCAAGAUAAGUAACAUUCCCACCAUUAAGAAGUUUCUGGAGCCCGGAAGCCAGAAGAAGCCUGUGCCUGAUGACAGAUAUGUGGAGACUGUGAGAAGAGUCCUCCAGGCCUAUCAUGAUGUGAAAGCCACAUAGGGGCAGUAGUUCCAAACUACAAGUACCAGUGCUGAAUCAUGAUGGUUAUGAAAGGACCUCUUGUUCCUUCAAAUGGGCUGUUACACU